Messenger RNA from Soboliphyme baturini, 348 nucleotides. The record is from the annotation of a GenBank genome assembly. NCBI's taxonomy places the organism in Eukaryota, Metazoa, Nematoda, Enoplea, Dioctophymatida, Soboliphymatidae.
CUCAGCUUAAAGGAAAUACUCUCCAGAUUGUUGUACGCGCAGCAUUCCGUACAUUGGUACGGGCCUCUUAGUAUUUUCCGGGGUAUGUCGAAACCGAUUUUGAUUUCUGUUUUUAGAUGGAUCCGAGUUAUGGCCGUUCUUUGCUACGUUGUCGCUGUUUGUUUUCCGGCUCUAUUGCUGUCAGUGUACUACGUCGCCUUCUGGAACCCGCGAUAUAUUGAGAAGGUGAGGCUGUGUGUUGGUUUUUUAAUGCUUUCAGUGGAUAUCCCGUUAAAUAUGAAAGCACUGUUUCAAACACAUUGCAUGAUGCUGUGUCCAAGAGUGUCUAAGUUUGAGGUAUAUAACUAA